AUGAAACAUAUUGAUCAACUUAAAGAAUAUUAUGGAUAAUAAUAAUUGAUAUUUGAAAAAGAUCUAGAUUAGAUGAGAAAUCAUCUUACAAAAGUUGAUAAUGUUAGAUUAAAGGCAGAGAAAGAAUUAUUAUAUUUACAAUCUAAAGCAAAAGAAUAAAAAGUUUGGGACAUAAUAGAUCAAACUCCAUUUUUACCUGUUAUUGAAGGAGAUAGAAUAUUUAAAACUACUAAAUUUGUUAACUCUAAUUUAACAGAAUCUGAAAAAAGAUAAUUAUUGUUACAAGAAUAUUAUAGAAAUGACAAAGCAAGAAAUGCUAUCAAAUAAUUAUAUAAUACUAAUAAUUAAUAUGAAGAUGAUAAUUAAGUACCUGAAUUAUACACUGAAACACAAUUAAUCUUACCUAAAAUUCAUGCCUAAACUACUUAAGUUUUUGAUGAAUCAUUACUUAGGGAUUUAUAAUCUAUGAAAAAUAGAGAAGAUGAAAUUACUAAAAGAUUAUAAGCUAAUGAAAUUACAUAAAUUAAAAAUCCUUCUGAUUAUUAAAGAAUGCUUGAAAAUUAAACCAUAUUACCUAUCUUAUAAAGUAUGAAGAAUGAAGGUUAAAGAUCAAUUGUUACUCCAAUGGAAAAUCAUUAAUAAAUAGAAUCAGCUUAGAAAAAAUUAAGAUCAGAAGGUGAUUCUGCCUAAAUUACAUUUAUUAAUGAAUAUGAACAAUAAAAUUAGGAAAUGUAAAACACAUAGUAAUAAUUUGAUCUUGAUUUUACUGGAGAACAUUAAAGAACUGAAGAACUCUUAUUAAAUGAAUCAGAAAUACCAAAAGCAUAAGAAUAAAUGUUUGAAUAUGAAGAAUAAUAAUCAUUUUAAGAACCUUAAGAUCCUAUUGAUGAAAAAAUUGAUGAAUUAUUAACAAACAUACAAUAAAUUGUUACUCAAUAAUAUUAACCUCAUUAAUCAUUAUAAAAAACUAAUAAUGCUUUAUAAAAUACUUGGAAAUUGACUAUUGAAAAAGAUUAAAUAGCAACUAAAUAAAGGCCUAAAGAUUUCAAACCAGUUAAUUUUCUUAAAAAACCUUUAGUCUAAUAAGAACCAAUACUUUAUAAACCUUUAGUACAAACUAAAAAACAAUAGGUUCAAGAACCAUUGCCAGAUGAUAAUUUUGAUAGAUUAGAUAAAUUAAUUUAACAUUUAGAAAUUUGA
Paramecium pentaurelia is the source of this 1200-nucleotide messenger RNA. The record is from the annotation of a GenBank genome assembly. NCBI's taxonomy places the organism in Eukaryota, Ciliophora, Oligohymenophorea, Peniculida, Parameciidae.